This is a messenger RNA of Paramuricea clavata, 1643 nucleotides long. The record is from the annotation of a GenBank genome assembly. Lineage: Eukaryota; Metazoa; Cnidaria; Anthozoa; Malacalcyonacea; Plexauridae.
AUGCCGUUGCUUAACAUUGGGCUGCAAUCGAUUGGUCUGACGAGGAAGCAAAUUGAUGACGAGUUCGAAGCAGCCGUGGCCAAAUGCAAGAAUAUGAAACAACUUCGAGCAGCAGCAGAGAAGAAUCCUACCAUCAAAGAUGGCAUCCUUGAUAGUAUUGCUCCUAUGAAAUUACUCAUGUCAAGUGUCUUCCACAGACUGUCGUUGAAAGAAAAAAAGGUCGAAUCCUUCGCAAUAGCCACCACAGCCGAAAUUGAAGAGUUUUUGUCAAGCAUAAAGUCAGUACACGAGUCGGUUACGGCAGAUGUCAAGUGGAUCAAAGCAGUACUACCUGAGUACCCGAAGAUCAAAGCGUUCAUUUAGCAUUGCUGCCAGUUGAAGCACUACUCUUUCUGCAUCAAAAAGUGUGGAGAAACUGAUUGCAGAAUAUUUAAGCCAACUAGCCUUCCUUCUGAUGUCUUUGAAGAAAUCAAGUUCCAUCACGAUCCAGUCACAAACGAUGGCGGACACUACAAGCCAUUUGAGGUAGUUUAUGGCAAAACGACAAGUGAAAAACAUCGCUCUACACUUCAGAAACGUCCUGCAAGAAUCAAAACGUUGCCUUUCGUUUCUAGUGUCCAGAAUCCACGAAACACCAACAUGAUGAUUCAAUGCGAAGAAUGUGAGAUGUGGCGCUUGGUCUACUCAAUGUGCAAGUUAACAGCUGUUGAACGUUUACAGCUGGACAAUGCCCUUUCCGACUAUACCUACACAUGUGGUGCGACCUUAUCAGAUCUUGACCUUAACGGCCGCUUAGCUGAUGUAUGCAUCAGAGAUAUACAAUGCUAUGAUCCUUUAGAGAAACUUUAUUUUUCCAUGAACAAGGAUCCCAUUUGUAUUUAUUGUUGUGGAUCUGCGAAUCUCGUGACGAAAGAAGGUUGUUAUCCUCAGUGUAAUAACUGCGACUCCAAACCAUCUGUACAGAAGCGCAUGUAAACUUUCUAUACGUACAUAUGUACAGUGUCGCAUGUUGCCUAGAAAUGUUCAUCCAUAAAUAACAGUUGUCCUUAAGUAACAGUUGUCCAGUUCCUACUCCUCCUUCAACACCGAUGGAAACGAAAGGACAAAAGUCAUCCACGAUCCGUGCUCUAUAUUUCAAUGAUCCUGUUGUCACCUCCCCUUCAACAUCAGUUGUCAGGAACGAAACGGACACAAACAUGACACUAACUGAUUCUGAACAGAUUGUGAACAUUUGCAGUAGCAGUGAGGAUGAUACAUCAGAUAGUGAUGUCACAACAGAUAGUGACGACGAUUAUAUUUGCUCAGAAUUAGACAACAGUGCUGAGUCUGACGAGGAAGAACUAAAAAAUGAAAGAAAAUUUAUUGUGUUUGAAAGUAUGCUUGAUCAGCUAUUUAUCAACUGUAACACGUGUGGUUCUCUAUGUGAGAUUGAAAAGUCUAACACUGGUAGCAUGGUAGUAAUCAAAGCAACAUGUUGUAACAACCAUACCUUUCACUGGAGAUCACAACCAGAGAUAGAUAACAAGCCAGCUGGUAACAUUUUGAUUCCUGCUGCAACUGUCAUUACUGGGGGAUCCUAUGAAUCUAUGAAACAAUUUUCUAAUGCGCUUAAUUUAAACUUUGUUAAUAAAGACCAGUUUUAG